GGCAAAGAGCUUCAACCACUUGUCGGCUCGGUACAAACCCAUUCUGAGUGAGAGAGAGACAGGGGACAAAACCCACAGAGGAGUGUAAAGACUGAGUAAAAGAACAGGGUGAGUUUUGUUGUGGAUACAUCGGAACUUUACAAGAAAAGAAACGUGGGAAAAAUUAUCCUGGACUUUUUUAUAUGGAUUCUUGGCCUGCUGUUGGCCAGUUGAAUGCUGAGUUGUUGUUCCAGCAGCACAACACCACACACACACACACACACACACAGAGGCUGGAUUUUUUGGUCAAGCCAAAAGCUGAUCUGCAUCCACCAAUCCUGGACUAAACAGAGCAGCUGAGCCCUGUUAAGCACCGAAUACAAGCUCCCAGGCAACUCCUCUCAGUUCUCUGUUACUACAGAAAUGUCUCAGCAACACAAUAUCAUCUUACUCUGUCUUUUCACCGUCUUCAUCACAUCACUGGUGCUGGGCUUAGAAAAUAAUUCGACAGAUGAGGAGUGUGCUGACCUGAACAACACCACCUGGCAGGAGUACCGUCAGCGCAGUGUCAAACUGCAGGUUCAGUACCUGCUGCUGACCAGGAGAAACCUGGACUGUGCACAAACGUUCACUCAGCAGUCUCUUACAGAAACAGAGCAGCCGUCUUACUUCAACAUCUCCCGUCCCACAAAGGUCAUCGUCCACGGGUACAGGGCUCUGGGCAGUAAGCCGUCCUGGGUGAAGGAUCUGGCUGUGGCCCUGCUCCGGGCUCAGGAUGUGAACGUGGUGGUGGUGGACUGGAUCUACGGCGCCUCAUUCGCCUACAACCUGGUGGUGGAAAACUACAAGGAGGUGGCUGUGCAGAUCUCUGUUCUCAUAAACCAGAUGCAGACAAAUGGCUGCAAACUGGAGUCCUUCCACUUCAUCGGGAUCAGUCUUGGGGCUCAUGUCGCUGGAUUUGUGGGGACUCUGUUUGAAGGGAAGAUUGGAAGAAUCACAGCUCUGGAUCCUGCUGGUCCCAUGUUUAAAGGAGCCGACACCUUCGACCGUCUGGACCCCUCUGAUGCUCUGUUUGUCGAUGCCAUCCACACAGACUCUGACUAUUUUGGCAUCUCCAUCCCUGUCGGCCAUGUGGACUUCUUUCUGAACGGGGGAAAAGAUCAGACUGGAUGUGCCCGCUCCAGGUUUGCUUCAAUUCUUGUCUACUUCCCAGUGUACGGCUAUGUGAUCUGUGACCACAUGAGGGCGCUGCACGUCUACAUGAGCGCGCUGAGCGGCUCGUGCCCGCUGAUUGGGAUCCCCUGCUCCAGUUAUGAGGACUUCCUAAAGGGAAACUGUUUGGACUGUGACAUCUUCAAGGGCACAUGUCCAACUAUAGGUUUAUCAGAAAACAGUGGGAUAACAAUAUCUCCAAUCCCCAAAGAGCAGAGGCUGUUCCUCCUCACGUCUUCUUCGACACCUUUCUGCGCUCAUCACAUCCUGCUGCGGCUGGAGGUUUCUCCUCUGGAUAAGAGCGCUGAGGUCGAGGUGACACUGAGGACGGAGAGCCUCAGGAAAGAACAGAGACUCAGACUGUCACCGACAGACAGCAGUCGGACAGAUACGACGAUGUACAGGACGGUGUUGACUCACCCGCUGCCUCUGUGUGAGAUCCAAACCAUUGAGCUGAAGAACACUGGAGCUUUCUACAGGCAGGGAGACAUCCACGUCAAGUCUGUGUGUGUCUCUGAGUUCCCCUCCAACAGGCAAGAUGUGCCGCUGUGUGUGAACAACUUCCACAUCAGACGAGGAGCUCCGUGGUUUCAUGACUUUGUGCAGGUGUGCGACUACUAAUAAAGACACGACACUGACAAAAGAAACACUCUACGGUGAAGUCCUCAACAAGAAGUCAGUUUUCAACACCUCUUUCAAUGUCAAUGAAGAUGAUCACAGAUUCAAAUCUCAGCCGGUGAAGCCAAAGAAAUACGUCUUAUUUUUCAGAUGAAGCUUACAUUUUUACACUAACAAACCCACCGCAGUCUAGAUUUACUUCACUGUUAAGUUAAUAUGCUGCCCAACUGACUUCCUAUAACACCAUACCAUCAGUCAGAUACAGUCAUGUAUGUCAUGCAUCUAGAGUUUGUUUUUAGUCUUGUCCUUUGUUUUUCUUCUUUGACAACUUUUUUCUAUGACAUAGUUUUAGGAUGUUUCAGGUGAAAGUGUUUUUUCAAUGUAGCGCUGCUGAAUUCAGUUUGUCGUUUAAAGCAAAGCAAUAAACCUGCUCACUGUGCUUUU
Molecule: messenger RNA, 2253 nt
Organism: Labrus bergylta (ballan wrasse)
Lineage: Eukaryota; Metazoa; Chordata; Actinopteri; Labriformes; Labridae
Gene: pla1a
Product: phospholipase A1 member A
Biological process (GO): fatty acid biosynthetic process; triglyceride catabolic process
Molecular function (GO): lipoprotein lipase activity
Source: RefSeq, a predicted model, not a curated record